This is a messenger RNA of Aspergillus terreus NIH2624, 3123 nucleotides long. It is a transcript of the gene clcA, whose product is annotated as putative C6 finger domain protein. The transcript is spliced from 6 exons. Lineage: Eukaryota; Fungi; Ascomycota; Eurotiomycetes; Eurotiales; Aspergillaceae. The record is from RefSeq and is a predicted model, not a curated record. Bases 1 to 3123 code for a protein of 1040 amino acids.
AUGUCGGUCGCACUCAAUCGAUUGUCGUCGGUGGAUCUGCGGCAACCUGUCCCUGGUCGUAGCGGCGGACCUACGAUCAUGGAAAUCAUUGCAACGGAGGAAAAGCCCAAGUCUCUCCCUGCGUUUUCGGGCCCUCCACCCACCAUGCAUCCUAUCCCUCCCCCCGACCGAUCUCACCCGCCUCCCCCGACGGGCCCGUCCAUGUACGAACAGCCAUGGCGCCAUCAUCCACCCCCCUUCGAUGGCCACCCCGCGGAACAGCGCCGUACCCCCGGUGCGCCCCAGCCGCCCUUGCCCUCCCAUGGGUAUCCUGUCAUGGGGAACCGAGAACUCCCCCAGCUGCCGCCCGACGGCCCCUACGUACGACAGGGAAGCUUACCUGGUCCCGCGCACACAGCUCCCGAGGCGCAUCCGUCUCAUCCCGCGUACCCCCCCAUGAACGGGACCCAUGAGCCAUCGCCUCAUUCUGCGCCUCCAGAGUAUCGCGGCCGCAUGCCAUUCUCAUCCCAAGAGGCGCACAGCAAUGGCGACGCUCCGCCCGCUCAGUAUUCGACCCCGGUCCCGCCGCACCUCUCCCAUACGCCCGCGCCUUACGACUCAGCCUACUACAAUAAUCCCGCCUUUGGAAUUCGCCAGCAACGCAAAGCAGCGCGCGCGCAACAGAAAGCCACGCAACUACUCCUAGAUCGAAUCCAGCAACUGGAAGAUCGCCUGGAAGAGAAACUAUCCCAGUUACAACACGUUCAGGUCGAUAACGGCCUGCAGAUAAGCCAGCUGGCCAACAGUGCUUAUAUGCGCGAGCAGAACCUCCUCGUGCCCAAAGAACCGCCGAAGCAGACCCUCCAACACAUCCUCAAGGAAGAUCCCAACGAGGCCUUUCAAGACACCAAACUGCCCAAGGACGAAAACGGAGCUGUUAUGUUAGAGCAGAGCGCCAACGAAAUCCUCAAUAACAGCCAAGCCUUAAUCACCGGAGAGGACGGCGAGUUGUCCAUUCCCGUGGAGCAUACCACAGCCGCGCACAAGUUGCUUUUAUGGCCCUCGAUUAAGAAGGUCCUCGAGCCGAAAGAGUACGAUGAAGAUUAUGUGAUGAGACUGGAAGAAAAGCGUGGCCUGAUUCGCGUCUACGGACGUGGUGAAGGUGACGAAACGAGUGAAGACCCAGUGGUUUCCACCCCAUCAACCAACCCGAGCGCCGCCGUGGAGGAAGUUUAUAUGCAUCACCCCUCCCCCAGCGGGCCAUGGGGCGGUAUUAACCAGCCGCAGUCGAAGCUUGCGGACAUUGGACUGGACGAUACCGGUCGGGUGACCACCACCCCGAGUACAAUACGCCGCUACCACAAGAGUUAUAUGGAGAACUUGCAUAAGCUCCAUCCUUUCCUCGAUCAGAACGAUUUAGAGCGGAAGAUCGAACUGUUCAUUGCAACAUACUGUCCCGGCGCGGGGGGCGAGAUGCCGCGGGGCGCCAAACGGAAACGUUCGUGCGACGCUCUCCAAGGUGCCGGUUGCGAUAUGGGAUCCCCAGCCACUGUCAAGGCCGAGGCGAGUUCCAAUAUUAUUGAAAAGUCGAUCGAUAACGCCAUCGUCUUGCUCGUCCUUGCGUUGGGCUGUAUCUGCGAAGUCCGGGACCGACCGGUCCCUGGCCCCAUUAUGGAUCAUGUGGUAGACUUCCGAAAGGAACAGAUUCCGGGCCCAUCGACGCGCAGUAUGCUCUCUCCUGCGGGGUCGGACUCGAUGAUGGCCUCGCAAUCCAAUAGCUUCCACUCGAAGCCUCCCUCUUUCAAUUCCCCCUGGAUGGGAGAUGGGCGAAAGAGCACCGCAGGACGUCCCUACCCCGACGAUCGGAACCUGCGAAACCUCGAUGUUAUUCCCGGAUUGGCCUUUUACGCAUACGCUACCAGUAUCCUAGGGAAUCUCCAGGGCGCGAAUGGUCUACACCAUGUCCAGGCCGCAUUACUCGCGGGUCUUUAUGCUGGCCAACUAGCUCAUCCUUUCCAGAGCCAUGGGUGGAUUGCCCAGGCCGCGCGGGCCUGUCAAGUCUUAGUUCGAACGAAACGCUAUGAGAAAAUGCGCGAUGGUCCUGUGAAGGACCUGUAUGAUUUUGCGUACUGGACCUGUCUCCAGUUAGAAAGUGACAUUCUGGCCGAACUGGAUCUCCCGGCUAGCGGGAUCUCGCGGUCUGAAGCGCGCAUCGCGCUUCCAAAGGGGCGAUUCACUCUCAGUCUUCCAAACGAAAUCUCCGCACCUAGUACUAUGAUGAUGUUCUUCUACUCCGCACAGAUUCACCUCCGGAAGGUUCUCAACCGUGUUCAUACGGAUCUGUACAAGGUUGAAAAACAAGGCCAGACCCGCUGGUCGUCCAAUGUGCAGGAGAUCCUGAGCAUGAACCUGGAGCUAUGGCGGAGUAGCCUUCCUGAAAUCAUGAAGUGGAAAGAUAGCGAUCCCCCAUCGAAAGAUAUCAAUGUCGCCCGUAUGCGGGCCAAGUACUAUGGUGCCCGCUAUAUCAUCCACCGGCCCCUCCUGUAUCACGCACUCCACUACGCGACACAACCAGGUGCCAACGCCAACCCCAAUGCCCGGGCAUCUUCGAUCGACACACCGACUGCCUCGGCUGUUGGCACCGUGGCGUCUGGCUCGAAAUCGCAGCAGGUCUCCCCGUCAAUGACCCACAGCCAGAGUGCCACCGGCAUGGCGCGCUUGUCCAGCGACGCUGGCGCCGCGCGGAACCCGCCGCCCCCGAAUCCGACCCCAGGUCAGGGCCCGUCUACCUACCGUGAGCUACCAACGAAACUGCGUCGCGCAUGCAAAGUAUGCAUUGAGUCGGCGAUUAUGAGCACGGAGGCUUUUGAUGGCAUUGAGGGCCGGCCGAUCGUGACCAACAUCUUUGGAACGGCUCAUGCACAAUUUGGUAACAUGCUCGUCUUAUCGGCCACGUACAAGUCCAACUUGUCCGAGCUGGUCGACCGAAAUGACCUUGAGCGGCUUCUCAAGCGGACGAUCAAUUUCUUGUUGCAAAGUCGCUACAUCUCCCCCAGUCUGCGAGCAGACGCGCGAAUUCUGACUGAGAUCUACGAGCGGAUCUUUGGCGAGCCUGCAGGCAGCUUCACAUCCCAUUAUGACUAA